This is a messenger RNA of Fusarium keratoplasticum, 1251 nucleotides long. RefSeq lists its product as uncharacterized. The coding region runs from base 1 to 1251 and encodes 416 amino acids. The transcript is spliced from 2 exons. Lineage: Eukaryota; Fungi; Ascomycota; Sordariomycetes; Hypocreales; Nectriaceae. The record is from RefSeq and is a predicted model, not a curated record.
AUGCAUCUGAUAUUCGACUUUGACGGCACCAUUACUCAGCAAGAUACAAUCGGCGAGCUUGCGCGGUCAGCCAUUGAGCUACAGAGACGGAUCAGCGGGGACGACCUCCAAGCCUCGUGGGACCAAGUGGUUCAAUCUUAUGUCGACGACUACCGGAGCUACAAAAAGAGUCACCCCGCUCAGGAAGACACUCGUACUUGUGUCGACGAUGAGAUUCACUUUCUUUCGGGCUUGAAGGACGUCGAGGAGACUUCCUUGUCACGUGUCGCAGAGUCUCGAAUCUUUGCUGGGCUAGACGCCGAGAUAUUGUCGCAAGCCGGUGCCGACGCUGUCAAAGAGGGAAGAAUCAAGAUCAGACAAGGCUUUCCUGAGAUUAUCAGCCUGGCAAACGAGCGAGGAUGGAGCGUGAGCGUCGUGUCAGUGAAUUGGUCACGCGCUUUUAUCCGCGGAGCUCUUCGGCCACACAUCCUUGACGUUGUCGCCAACGAACCUGCAGCCGAUGGUUCCAUCACGGGCCCAGAGUUUCUAAAGGGCCGAAUGACGAACGCCUGUGAGAAGCUCGAGGCCCUGGAGCAUUUGGUCAAGGAGAAGGAUGGCAGGAUGGUUUACUUUGGAGAUUCGACGACGGAUAUGAAGUGCCUGCUGAGAGGAGGAGUUGUUAUUUCAGAUGAGGACGAUUCUUCUUUGUUAAAGACGCUGCGGAGGGUGGGAGUUUCUGUUCCGCACGUUGGCGAACAAGCUGCUGACGUUAAGGUAUCUUGGGCAAGGGACUUUCAGGAGACCUUUGAGCCGUCGCCAAAGAUGUGCCAGUACUCACAAUCCGUCUUCAGCUGCUACCACAAGCGCUGGGGUCUCCGAAUGAAGCUCUGCAAAGAGGCCGAAGAUUUCAUCGCCGGAAAGACUAAAUGCGAUUGUGGUAUCCAAAUGCCUUACCCGCCAACAUCACGGAAGUUGCAGUGCAGUUGCAGAGAGUGCGGCCCGAUUGAUGCGAAGAUUGCUAAGGCGAGGAAGAUGAUUGGGAGUAUCCGAGAGACCUUGGAGGAAGUCGAGAGGAAAAGGGAAGAGGAGAAGAAGGAGAGUGUUAAUCACGGUGAAGAUGAUGAGAGUGAUGAGGAGGAAGAGAAGGAGGUUGCAAGUCAAGGCCAAAACGACGAGAACAGUCAAUGCGAGAAGAGUCAACAGACAACAGAGGAAAUGGAACCAAGAAACGAAGAGGACCAACAACAUGGUAUAAGCCAACCUCCGAUCUAG